This is a messenger RNA of Suncus etruscus (white-toothed pygmy shrew), 3420 nucleotides long. It is a transcript of the gene MMS19, whose product is annotated as MMS19 homolog, cytosolic iron-sulfur assembly component. Gene Ontology annotation, cellular component: MMXD complex; cytosolic [4Fe-4S] assembly targeting complex. Bases 9 to 3122 code for a protein of 1037 amino acids. Gene Ontology annotation, biological process: iron-sulfur cluster assembly. NCBI's taxonomy places the organism in Eukaryota, Metazoa, Chordata, Mammalia, Eulipotyphla, Soricidae. The record is from RefSeq and is a predicted model, not a curated record. The transcript has 31 exons.
UUCGCGUCAUGGCGGCCGCCACCGCCGCCGCGGCUGCUACUGCAGACGUUCUGGAGGCGUUGGCGCCUCCGGGCAACCUAGGGGGCCUCGUGCAAGACUUCGUCCUGGGUCAGCAGGACGGCGCCGCGGAUCUAGUGGCGGCAGAUGUGAAAUCCGGCAGCUAUACAGUGUUACAAGUGGUCGAAGCCCUUGGGUCUUCGCUAGAGAAUCCAGAACCCCGAACUCGUGCACGGGGAAUCCAGCUUUUGUCACAGGUGCUACUCCAAUGUCACUCCCUGCUCCUGGAGAAAGAAGUGGUACACCUGAUCCUGUUCUAUGAGAACCGCCUGAAGGACCAUCAUCUCGUGAUCCCAUCUGUCCUGCAGGGUUUGAGAGCACUUAGCAUGUGCGUGACCUUGCCCGCAGGGCUAGCUGUCUCUUUGCUUAAAGCUAUCUUCCAGGAGGUUCAUGUACAGUCCCUGAUACAGGUGGACCGGCACACAGUCUACAGUAUCAUCACCAAUUUCAUGAGAACUCGGGAAGAAGAGCUGAAGGGCCUAGGAGCUGACUUCACAUUUGGCUUCAUCCAGGUGAUGGAUGGGGAAAAGGAUCCACGUAAUCUUCUGGUGGCCUUUCAUAUCGUCCAUGAGCUAAUUUCCAGGAACUAUAGCCUAGGACCCUUCGUGGAAGAGCUGUUUGAAGUGACAUCCUGUUACUUCCCUAUUGAUUUUACCCCUCCACCUAAUGAUCCCCAUGGGAUACAGAGAGAAGAUCUCAUCCUGAGUCUUCGAGCUGUGCUGGCUUCUACACCACGAUUUGCUGAGUUUCUGCUGCCCCUGUUGAUUGAGAAAGUGGAUUCUGAGAUCCUGAGUGCCAAGCUGGACUCUCUACAGACUCUAAAUGCUUGCUGUGCUGUGUAUGGGCAGAAAGAACUGAAGGAUUUUCUCCCCAGCCUUUGGGCUUCUAUCCGUAGAGAGGUGUUCCAGACGGCAAGCGAGCGGGUGGAGGCAGAAGGCCUGGCAGCCCUCCAUGCCCUAACUGCCUGCUUGUCUAGCUCUGUGCUGAGGGCCGAUGCUGAGGACCUCCUUGACUCCUUCCUUAACAGCAUUCAACAGGACUGCAGGCACCACCUGUGUGAACCCGACAUGAAGCUGGUAUGGCCUAGUGCCAAACUGUUGCAGGCAGCCGCCGGGGCUUCUGCCCGCGCCUGCGACCAAAUCACCAGCCACAUACUCCCAUUGCUGCUAGAACAGUUCCACAAGCACAGCCAGAGCAACCCACGACGGACAAUCCUUGAAAUGAUCCUGGGCUUCCUGAAAUUGCAGCAGAAAUGGAGCUAUGAAGACCAAGAGCAAAGGCCUCUGAGUGGCAUAAAGGAUCAGCUAUGCUCACUGUGCUUCCUGGCCCUGACAGACCCCAGCUCCCAGCUGCAGCUUGUUGGUAUCCGAACAUUCACAGUCUUGGGUGCCCAUCCAGAUCUCCUGUCAAUUGGGGACUUAGAACAAGCAUUGGGCCACUUAUACCGACUAAGUUUUCUGGAGGAUUCCCAGAAUUGCAGGGUAGCAGCACUGGAAGCGCUGGGAACUCUAGCCACUCUCUACCCUGUGGCCUUCACCACCUCCCUAGUGCCCAAGCUUGCUGAGGAAUUGUGCGUUGAGAGAUCAGACUUGACUCCAGGGGAAGAUCCCAACAGACGCUCCAAACAUCUCCGCUGUCUACAGGCCUUGUCUGCCAUUUCAACACACCCCAGCAUUGUUAAGGAGACCCUUCCUUUACUGCUGCAGCAUCUCUGCCAGCUGAACAAUGCAGGAACUGUGGUUGCGACACCAAGUGAUGUUGUUGCUGUCUGUCAGAGCCUCCAGCUGGUAGCAGAAAAAUGUCAGCAGGACACUGCGAGCUACUGGUAUUUCCAUCAGACAGCCCUACCCUCCCUGCUUGCCCUGGCUGUGAAGGCUUCCAUGCCAGAGGAGCAAUCAGUUCUGGGGAAAGUGCUACUAGAAGAUGAAGUUUUGGCUGCCAUGGUAUCUGUCAUUGGAAAUGCCACCACACACUUGAGCCCUGAAUUGGCUGCCCAGAGUGUUGCCCAGAUUGUGCCCCUCUUCUUGGAUGGCAACUUGUCCUUUCUGCCUGAAAAUAGCUUCCCUUGCAGAUUCCAGCCUUUCCAGGAUAGCUCCUUGGGGCAGAGACGGCUGGUUGCACUGCUUAUGGCCUUUGUCUGCUCCCUACCUCGAAAUGUGGAUAUUCCUCAGCUGAACGAACUCAUGCAGGAACUUUUAGAGCUGAGCUGCUGCCCCAGCUGCUCCUUCUCUUCCACUGCUGCUGCCAAGUGCUUUGCAGGACUCCUCAACAAGCACCGUGCAGGAAAACAGCUGGAUGAAUUCCUGGAGCUGGCUGUGAACAAAGUGGAGGCUGGUCUGAGUGCUCAGUCCUCUCGGACUCAAGCCUUCACACUGCUGCUAUGGGUGACAAAGGCUCUGGUGCUUAGAUACCACCCUCUCAGCUCCCACCUUACGGACCGGCUCAUGGGUCUCCUGAGUGAUCCCGAGCUGGGCCCAGCAGCUGCUGAUGGCUUCUCUCUGCUCAUGUCUGACUGCACUGACGUACUGACACGUGCUAGCCAUGCAGAAGUGCGAAUUAUGUUCCGCCAGCGUUUCUUCACUGACAAUGUGCCUGCUCUGGUCCAGGGCUUCCAUACUGCUCCCCAAGAUGUGAAGCCACAUUACCUGAAGGGUCUGUCUCAUGUGCUCAACAGACUACCCAAGCCUGUGCUCUUACUAGAACUGCCCACACUGCUCUCCUUACUGCUGGAGGCCCUAUCCUGCUCUGAUCAGGUGGUACAGCUCUCCACGCUCCGUUGUCUUCAGCCUCUUCUGCCGGAAGCCCCACAGGUCAUGAGUCUCCAUAUCGACACCCUUGUCACCAAGUUUCUGACCCUCAGCUCUAGCCCUUCCAUGGCUGUCCGGAUUGCUGCCCUGCAGUGCAUGCAUGCUCUCACUCGCCUACCUACUCCUGUGCUGCUGCCAUACAAGCCACAGGUGAUCCGGGCCUUAGCCAAACCUCUGGAUGACAAGAAGAGGCUGGUGCGGAAGGAAGCUGUGUCGGCCAGGGGAGAGUGGUUUCUGCUGGGAAGUCCUGGCAGCUGAGAUAGAAAUACUGAUCCCAGCUGUUCUGACAAUCUCACCUAGAAUGACUAACUUUUGAGCCAUUUCGUGCUCUGGCAAGGAGACCUCUUGGACAGAUGCAGCGUACAUCACUGGCCUCUGCUGCAUGGAGGCCUGCUUCAUUUAAUGGCCUGUGCAGUGACUGAGUGUGUGACUACUUGUGUUGGAAGAAAGUUCAGUCCUGGGCUGCUUCCCUUGUCUGUCAAAAAUAGGAGGCAUGGCCCCUGAGGGGCAAAUGCAAAGUGGAUACCUGCUGAAGAAUAAAGAUUUCUUUUGGUAA